AUGGGGGUUCCGGAAGAUAACAUCGAAGGCCUCGAACGCCAGCGCCUCGAACUCGAAAGCAACGUCCUACAGCUGCAGCAGUCUCUUUACCACUGGAGGGAAUGGGAAGCGGAGUACGAAGGCCUAAAGGAAGAUAUUGUCGACUUAGAAGAUGAUGCUACAACAAACGAUCUUUUACGAGUCAGUCGUAAUUCUGGCGGGAGGCUCGUCACCGAAGAUGAAUUUCGGGUGAUCAUCGGCGAGAAACAAGGGCUCAAGCGGACAAAGACACAAGUCGUGGACCUUAUUUCGAGACGAAUCGACUACGUGAGGGAUAAUGUUGCAUCAAUGGAAAAAAGACUACGAGUUGCUGAAAAUCGGCUGCGAGCUUUAGAUACUGUCGAACAGCAACACCCUGAGUCAACGGCUGAUUUUCCGAUGAAAGAGAUUAUCGAGGAGCUUGACGAAGAUGGGGAAAUUAUCUCAAGCAAAACUACAACACCGGGGAAUCAGGCGUCUGAUCUUUUGGAUAUCUUAAAGAAGGCCGGCGUUCAAGACAUACCGGACACUCCGAAGCCAUAUGACUCCGCACCUGGCGACUCGUCAUCGUCAGAGCCUACGUUGGAGGAUCAUCCUGUAAAAGCUGAAGAACAUAAGCAGUACGCGCAGCCGAUGACCGGACUGGAGCCCGCGUCAUCUGAUAACAACGGCACCUCGACGGUGCAGGCAUCUGGCGGUGCGAAUGAUCCAACAGGACCCAAGACCGAAAUUCCAGUUGUGGAUAUUGACGAGUCUCCGGAGGAUACCAAACUCCGCCGGGAAAUGUUGCAAUAUGGUCUUGACGAAGUCGGCGCGGUUGUCGCCGAGCUUGAGUUGGAUGAAGAUGCAGAUGACAUCUCCGUCGAUGAUGGGUACGAUUCAUACACAUUUGACGAUGAAGAAGAGGAAGAGGAGGAGGACGAACACGGACGUACUAUCCGACCUGUAUUGGACGAAAACUACCACCAGCAGAUGCGUGAUUUAGAAGCGAAAUUGAAUGCUCGGGGAAUGUGGAACGUCGGAAAAGACACUACUUCACUCCCUGUAGAUGUGAAAGACGACCUGGAAGAGGCAUGCAAGGUCAAAAUUGAGAAAACCCCGGACUCGAACAGUGAACCAGGCCCAAAGGCGAAGCCGAAGAAGAAGGUUGCCUUUGCGGAUGAUCUUGAUAUUGCUCCAGCUCCCCAACCCCCGGCUCCAGAAACAAGGAAGGUUGCAACUCGAGAGAGCGACGUCCCUGUUUUGUCAGACUCCAUUGUCGAACGUACGCAGCCUAUUGAGAAAGGCGCGGCCGAUGCACCCGUUCCAAAGAAGACCUCCCGUUUUAAGACCGCACGCGGUAUGGCAGGAGCCAUCGGCGAUUCAAAUCCGGACGCGUCCUCUGUUGGUGGUUCACGCACUAAGUCCUCUUCUCAGCGUAAAACUGCACCGCUCGCACCGACUCCAUCAAUGCCGUUAUUUCCUGCCAAACCUGUGGAGCUAAAGCCUUUCUCCCAACCCAUAUCAGAUGUCACGGAAAAGUCACCGGGUUCUACUAAAAAUAAAGGGAAGAUCCUUGCAGAUACGCUCAUGGAGCGUGACAUCUCUGAAGGAACCGCUGCAGCCCCAGAGCCCGAUGAGCUAGACGAAGAGCUACACCGCAAGGAGAUUGCCACCGAAUUCCACAGAAUGAAGAACAAAAUGGUCAAACAAAACGGCGGCUCCCUUGAAGACGAAGAGCCAGAAAUGGUACCCGUCGAAACUCAAGAAGCCCCCACGCGAAUCAGCAAAUUCCGGGCCGCCCGGAUGAGCUAG
This is a messenger RNA of Aspergillus puulaauensis, 1812 nucleotides long. Its product is annotated as prefoldin-like protein. NCBI's taxonomy places the organism in Eukaryota, Fungi, Ascomycota, Eurotiomycetes, Eurotiales, Aspergillaceae. The coding region runs from base 1 to 1812 and encodes 603 amino acids. Gene Ontology annotation, molecular function: transcription corepressor activity; phosphatase inhibitor activity; chromatin binding. The transcript has a single exon. The record is from RefSeq and is a predicted model, not a curated record. Gene Ontology annotation, biological process: negative regulation of phosphatase activity; negative regulation of transcription by RNA polymerase II.